UGGUGAAGUUGCAGGAAUGAAACUUGCUCACGAAAAAUUAUCAUGGAAACGACUUUUUGAACCUUCAAUUAAUAUGUGUCGCAACGGCUUUCCAAUUACACCAGAACUAAGACUUCGAUUAGAACGGAGUCACAGAGAGAUCAUGCAUAAUCCACAAUUAUCCGAAAUUUAUGCACCAAAUGGUAUCUUAUUGAAAGAAGGUCAAAUUCUUUAUCGGACGAAAUUUGCAAAUACUUUGGAAAUAAUUGCUAAUAAUCAUACUGAAUUCUAUAGAGCUACUGGUGGCAUAAUGACGCUAGAAGAUUUAGAAAAUUAUAAACCCAUUGUGCGUGAACCUGUCAUUGGAUAUUAUCACGAUCGUAAG
Molecule: messenger RNA, 364 nt
Organism: Scutellospora calospora
Lineage: Eukaryota; Fungi; Glomeromycota; Glomeromycetes; Diversisporales; Gigasporaceae
Source: the annotation of a GenBank genome assembly